AUCGAAAUAGUUGAACCAAACGAUGUCCGGUUCCGUCGAGCGGCCAUAAUGGUUGUAGGUUGGGUGUGUUGAGUCAGAGGAGCUUUGGAAAAAGGUGUUUUUUUUUUUGAAUUAUCAAACGAAAUAGCUUACGGGGAGAAAGGUUUAAAGGUUGGUUGCUAGAAAUAAUUUAUAUGUUAGUGAAUAUAUAAAGAUGACAAGUACAGAUACAGCUCUGCCAUCAGUUGCCCUUAAAUGGGAUCCAAAAAAUCUUGAAAUCAGAACUAGAUCAGUUGAAAAAACACUUGAACCUUUAGUGAUACAAGUAACUACACUCGUCAAUACAAAAGGACCAUCAAAAAAGAAGAAAGGAAGAUCCAAAAGAGCUCACAUAUUGGUUGCAGCUGUUGAAAAGGCAACAGAAAAUUUUAUUUUAAAAGGAGAGGAAAUAGCUCAUGAAAAUCCAGAUAUAUGUCAGGAAAUGUUAGCAGCUGUUGAAGAAGUUCGAAAAACAGGUGAUGUUAUGAGCAAAAGUUCAAGAGAAUUUGCAGAAGAUCCAUUUUCAUCAGUGAAAAGAAGCAAUAUGGUAAGAGCUGCUAGAAGCUUACUUUUGGCAGUAACACAUCUGUUGAUUCUUGCUGAUAUGGUCGAUGUUCACUGUUUGUUAAAAUCCCUUCAUGUGGUUGAAGGAGAUCUGGAUAAAGUAAAAAAUGCCUCUAGUCAGUCAGAACUUUUGAAAUCUUUUCAUGACUUUGGUAAAAAUACUUCAGAUUUAAUUCAUCAAGCAGCAAAAAGACAAGCUGAAUUAAAGGAUCCUCAUCUUAGAGAAGAUUUAGCUGCCGCACGAGCUAUUCUUAAGAAAAAUAGCAUGAUGUUACUAACUGCUUCAAAGGUUUAUGUUCGACAUCCAGAAUUAGCUGCUGCUAAAGAAAAUCGUGAUUAUAUUUUUAAACAAGUAUGUGAAGCUGUUAAUACUAUUAGUGAAGUGGCACAGGGCAAGACAACAGCUGGAGCUCUUGGUCAUCCACCUUAUGAUGGGCCAGGUGAAUUGGCAGCAGCUUUGGAUGAAUUUGAUGAACGAAUAUAUAUGGAUCCACUGACAUACAACGAAAUCCGAACCCGUCCCGCUUUGGAAGAACGAUUAGAAAGCAUAAUCAGCGGUGCUGCAUUGAUGGCUGAUUCUUCUUGUACUAGAGAUGAUCGUAGAGAAAGAAUUGUUGCCGAAUGUAAUGCUGUUCGACAGGCAUUACAAGAUCUUCUAUCAGAGUAUAUGGCAAAUGUUGGUAAAAAGGAAUCUUCUGAAUCUCUUGAUAAAGCCAUUGAACAUAUGACGCACAAAACAAAAGAUUUAAGACGCCAGUUAAGAAAAGCAGUAGUUGAUCAUGUUUCUGAUUCUUUCCUUGAAACGAGUGUGCCAUUGCUUGUACUAAUAGAAGCUGCAAAAGCUGGAAAUGAAAGAGAAGUAGAAGAAUAUGCUCAAGUUUUUACAGAACAUGCAAAUAAAUUAGUUGAGGUUGCUAACUUAGCCUGUUCCAUGUCAAAUAAUGAGGAAGGUGUAAAAAUGGUUCGAUUUGCUGCUUUCCAAAUAGAAGGUCUCUGUCCACAGGUUAUAAAUGCUGCUCGUAUUCUUGCUGCCCGACCAAAAUCAAAAGUAGCACAAGAAAAUAUGGAUGCCUUUAAAGAUGCCUGGGAGAAUCAAGUGAGAAUACUUACAGAAGCAGUGGAUGACAUUACUACAAUUGAUGAUUUCCUUGCUGUUUCAGAAAGUCAUAUUCUUGAAGAUGUGAAUAAAUGUGUCUUGGCACUCCAAGAGGGUGAUGCUGAUACACUAGAUAGAACUGCAGGAGCAAUAAGAGGAAGAUCAGCAAGGGUUUGUAAUGUUGUAACAACUGAAAUGGAUAAUUAUGAACCAGGAAUUUAUACAGAUGGAGUUUUGAAAGCUGUUGCAGUACUCAGGGAACAAGUUAUGCCUAAUUUUGCUGAAAGAGUAGAAGCAGCUGUUGAAGCACUAGGAUCAAGCUCAGCUAAAGAAUUAGAUGAAAAUGAAUUUAUUGAUGCUUCACGAUUGGUAUAUGAUGGCGUUCGGGAAAUUCGAAGAGCAGUUUUAAUGAAUAGGACUGCAGAAGAAUUGGAUUCAGAAACUGAAAUUGAAUUUGAAGGAAAUACAUCUGAAACAAAAAGCAAAUCAAGUGCUCAUACUGAUUAUGAUGAAUAUCCAGAAAUAAGUGGAAUCAAUAACACAAGAGAUGCAUACAGAUUUGUUUCAGAAGAAGAAAAGCAAAAGAUUGCUGCACAGGUUGAAAACUUCCGUUCAGAAAAGACUAAGUUCGAUAAAGAAGUUGCCAAAUGGGAUGACACAGGAAAUGAUGUAAUUGUAUUAGCAAAACAGAUGUGUAUGAUUAUGAUGGAAAUGACAGAUUUCACACGAGGCAAGGGACCAUUAAAAACAACUAUGGAUGUCAUUAAUGCUGCAAAAAAAAUUUCAGAAUUUGGCACAAAGUUAGAUAAAUUAGCUAGACAAAUUGCAGACCAGUGUCCAGAAUCAAAUACUAAAAAGGAUCUUUUAGCAUAUCUUCAACGUAUAGCUCUGUACUGUCAUCAAUUAAAUAUAACAAGUAAAGUAAAAGCAGACGUCCAGAAUAUUUCUGGCAAUCUCAUUGUUUCAGGGUUGGACAGUGCGACUUCUUUAAUUCAAGCAGCUAAAAAUUUGAUGAAUGCUGUAGUAUUAACAGUGAAGGCAUCUUAUGUAGCAUCAACUAAGUAUCCAAGAAGUAGCGGUAUGGUUAGUUCGCCAAUUGUGGUUUGGAAGAUGAAAGCACCGGAGAAGAAACCUCUGGUUAGACGUGAAAAACCAGAAGAAGUCCGGGCUAAAGUUAGAAAAGGAUCACAAAAGAAACACAUUGCUCCAAUCAAAGCUUUAAGUGAAUUUCAGAGUCCAGCAGAAUCAGUAUGAGAAAUUUGGGGAAUCAUUCCAAUUUUGUUAUGCAGAAACAUCCCUUAAUGGGAAGGCUGAUAUUUUAGCAUGGAAAAACUAGUAGUUGAUGAAGUCUUUUGAUAAUUUUGAAGCUUUUUUACAUCAAUAGACAUUUUCUUCUUAAGAACUCAUCUUUAUCUUUGUAUGUAUUGUAAAAGAAUUUUUUUCCAUUAUAAUCUUAGAUAGCAUGGCCUAGACCUCAUAAGAUUUAUUUAUCUAAUCUUUUAAUAUCUCAAAACAAAAAAGAAAAAAUCUUUUGUUUUUUCUUAUCUUUUAGAUGUUUAAUAAGGAAAAACUGCUCAAUUUAAUUAUUUUGCAGAAAAUUUGCUUGAGACGAUUCAGAAGAAAAAUCUUUUAUGAGGCCUAGAGAAUUUUCAAUACAAAGCUGUCUAAAGAAUUAUAUAUAAAUACUUUUUACUAUCAAACCAGUUUUUGUAUUGAUUAUUCCUGUCAUGCCAAAGAAGGAACCACACAAAAUAAGUGUGACUUUGCACUGCUUUUAAUAAAAGGGGAAAUUUUAUUUUGUACUAUUCUAAUUUUUUAAUAAAAUAUACUUUGAUAUUUGUUCAUUUUGAAACUUUCAUGUCGAGCAAUAUAUUUUUCUCCGUCGAUUUUCGGUUACUCCUUAAUCGGACAAUGUACAUAAGCAGUCAGGAGCUACUGACGGGUGCUGUUUUUUCAAUUGUUUAACAUUCAAGAAAUUUAAUUUGGGGAAUCUUUUUUAAACCAAGACCAAUAUCCAAAUCAUUUUCCCAUUUGAGGAAAUUUUGUAGCCAAACAUUGAUGUAUGCAAUUUGAUACAGUGAGAGAGGAAGUUUAUAUACACUAUAUAUCACAGGAGAAAUCUGUUUGCCAUUAACAAUCAAAUUUAUUAACAUAUUUCAUUAUUACUGUUAUUUUUUGAAAUUGUAUUUCCAACAUAUGUAUCUGUUCAGAACGAUCGAUCGAAGAGCCGUGCCAAGACGAGAGAUCGACGAUAGGAAAUCAUCGUGUAGUCGUAGGAAACAGCAUAAAAGUAUGUAGUAUUACGAAUUCCGAUGGUAUUUGUGAUUGUGAAUUGUCGGCUGAAGGAUGCACUUCACAUCUCGGUUCUUGUAUUUCCUAAUACGGUAAGACAAGAUGAGAAGAAAAAUAUUUUUGUACCUUCACCAUUUGUGUGAUCGUUAUAAUCGGGGCGAUUGCAUUUUUUUGUCACCUAAAAAGAAAGUGCCUCAAUCACAUUUUUAUGGCACUAAAUAUGCAUGUAUUCAAUUUUUGUGGUUCACAUGCAAUAAAGAUUGAAAACGUGAUUGAUGCAAAAUA
This is a messenger RNA of Centruroides sculpturatus (bark scorpion), 4255 nucleotides long. RefSeq names its product catenin alpha-like (gene alpha-Cat). Bases 194 to 2932 code for a protein of 912 amino acids. The transcript has 21 exons. Gene Ontology annotation, molecular function: actin filament binding; beta-catenin binding; cadherin binding. Lineage: Eukaryota; Metazoa; Arthropoda; Arachnida; Scorpiones; Buthidae. Gene Ontology annotation, cellular component: adherens junction; catenin complex. The record is from RefSeq and is a predicted model, not a curated record. Gene Ontology annotation, biological process: cell-cell adhesion; cell migration.